GUUCAUCUAUUUUUGCCAAUGACUGCAUAGUUUGUCCUGGUGGGGAUCCGUAGUUGGUGGAAUAACAUUGUGAAGAAGAAUGUUGAUGUCAAAGUUGAAGAGGAGGACUCAGUGUUAAACACACUUCGAAUCGUGUCAUUUGCUUGUCCUGGCAGGAAACUUAGUAAAGGAUCAUGGGUAACACAGGCGACCGGAUGUCCGGAGACCGCCAUGGCGCCAAGGCCCAUCGCUCUGACAGCAGAGACAAAGACCACGAGCCCAGCAAGAUGGUGGACAGCACUGAUGACCCUAACAUCUUCAACACACACGGUCUGGGGUCCUCGAAGGUGUCGGACAAGGAGGAGCCCGACCUGGAUGACCUGGUGAAGACCGGGCCUCAGUCCAGGCCCACGGUUAUCCGCUGGGCCGGAGGAGGGAAGGAGGUUUACAUCGCUGGAUCCUUUAACAACUGGGGCAACAAGAUCCACCUCAAUAAGAGCCACAAUGACUUUGUAGCGAUCCUGGACUUGCCAGAGGGAGAGCACCAGUACAAGUUCUUUGUGGACGGACAGUGGGUCCAUGACCCCUCAGAGCCUGUGGUGACCAGCCAGUUAGGCACCAUCAACAACCUGAUCGAGGUGAAGCAGUCGGACUUUGAGGUGUUUGAUGCUCUGCAGGUGGACUCUCUGGAAUCUACCGACACCUCAGACCUGUCCAGCUCCCCUCCAGGUCCCUAUGGACAGGAGCAGUACAUGUUCAGGCCUGAGGAACGCUCCAAAGCCCCGCCCAUCCUCCCCCCACACCUCCUCCAGGUCAUCCUCAACAAGGACACUAACAUCUCUUGCGACCCAGCCUUGCUGCCUGAACCCAACCAUGUGAUGCUCAACCAUCUGUAUGCGCUCUCAAUAAAGGAUGGAGUGAUGGUGCUCAGUGCGACUCACAGGUAUAAGAAGAAGUACGUCACAUCUCUGCUCUACAAGCCCAUCUAACCUGUGUGUGUAGGUGCACAGUGCUAUAGAGGGCAGCAUGUUAAUACUGCGCUGGGUUUAUCCAUGACAUGUAGUUGAGAUUGGACUAAACUAACAGUUUACAAAAGAGCUGGGGGCCUGUGGCUGAGACUGGGGGGCAAAUCUCAAGACACCCUUUUCCCUGUAGAGUGCACUACACAAUGUAGCACUCAGCAAAUGGGUUCAAAGUAGUGCACUCAAUGUGGAAUAGGGUGUCAUUUGACCUUCAGCCUGUGACUUCACAAGGAGUCCACAAGGAGAAAUACUGAAAGUGGACUGUGGCGUUUUCCCAUAAUGCACCCAUAGUUGAAUAGCAAUAAGGGACUGAAAGAAAUCACUGUGUGUGUUUUUUUGUGCAGCACUUAGGCUGCGUUUACACAGGCAUCCCAAUUCUGAUCCUUUUGUCUACUAAUUUGUCUUUUGAUCAAUCACAUCAGAUCUUUUCACAUCAGAACUUUUUCAGAGCUGAUGUGAUUGGUUAAAAGACCAAUUAGUGGAAAAAAUAUCAGAAUUGGGCUGCCUGUGUAAAUGCAGCCUUAGAUUCUUUGUGGGUGCGUAAAAAGAACAUUUAUUUCCAUUAAAAACAUAAGGGUUUGAAGACACGUCUGCUGAUUGGGACUGUAAAACACAUAUAAUCAACAUGACAUUUUAUUAAAUUAGCUUUUGAAAGGUUAUGUACACGGAAAGAGGGCAGUUGAAUGUUUCUGGCUUGGAUUUAGUGUCCCAAUAGUGUCCCAUUCUUUCUCCAUAUUUUUAUUGUAAUUGGACAGUGACUAGACUAAAGGGAGGAUUCUGCAGAGUCGUCCUUGUUAUUACUGUAAUUGGACAGUGACGAGACUAAAUGGAGGAUUCUGCAGGGUCUUCCAUGUUAUUACUGUAAUUGGAUAGUGACUAGACUAAAUUGAGGAUUCUGCAGGGUCUUCCUUGUUAUUACUGUAAUUGGACAGUGACCAGACUAAAUGGAGGAUUCUGCAGGGUCUUCCUUGUUAUUACUGUAAUUGGACACUGACUAGACUAAAUGGAGGAUUCUGCAGGGUCUUCCUUGUUAUUACUGUAAUUGGACAGUGACUAGACUAAAUGGAGGAUUCUAUAGAGUCUUCCUUGUUAUUACUGUAAUUUUCAGUGACUAGACUAAAUGGAGGAUUCUGCAGGGUCUUCCUUGUUAUUAUUGUAAUUGGACAGUGACAAGACUAAAUGGAGGAUUCUGCAGGGUCUUCCUUGUUAUUACUGUAAUUGGACAGUGACUAGACUAAAGGGAGGAUUCUGCAGAGUCGUCCUUGUUAUUACUGUAAUUGGACAGAAACUAGACUAAAUGGAGGAUUCUGCAGGGUCUUCCUUGUUAUUACUGUAAUUGGACAGUGACUAGACUAAAUGGAGGAUUCUGCAGAGUCUUCCUUGUUAUUACUGUAAUUGGACAGUGACUAGACUAAAUGGAGGAUUCUGCAGGGUCUUCCUUGUUAUUACUGUAAUUGGACAGUGACUAGACUAAAUGGAGGAUUCUGCAGGGUCUUCCUUGUUAUUACUGUAAUUGGACAGUGACUAGACUAAAUGGAGGAUUCUGCAGGGUCUUCCUUGUUAUUACUGUAAUUGGACAGUGACUAGACUAAAUGGAGGAUUCUGCAGGGUCUUCCUUGUUAUUACUGUAAUUGGACAGUGACUAGACUAAACGGAGGAUUCUGCAGGGUCUUCCUUGUUAUUACUGUAAUUGGACAGUGACUAGACUAAAUGGAGGAUUCUGCAGGGUCUUCCUUGUUUGAUUCCAAAGGGACGAUGACCACUGAUAAAAUCAGGAUAUGCAAUUGGAUAGGUUGUGUAAAUUUAACUGAACUGAAUUAUAACAAACUAUGGGUAUUAAAUGGUAUAUCCCAUUUAAUCACUUUAAACUAAAGGCCUCAUAUUACAUAUCAAGUAGGAGUUGUGAAAUGUUGGCCUGUGUCCUGUAGAUCUUUGCUUAGUUCUGCUAUUGCCUUCAUGAAAGGAUGCUGCAAGCACUUUAGCUACACGUGUGUCUCCAACAAAUGCUUUGAGCAGGAUUGUUGACAUAAACUUAACUAUGCAGAUACACGGACACAUCUGGUAGCUUUACAUUGAACCUCAGUGUCCAGUCUGCAUGUUAGAGAUGGAGAAAUAGCUGUUCUGUGUGCGUUUUUCUUUUUUCAUUCUAUUUUCUAUUUAUCCAAUAGAAAUCGAUGUACCUGUUACAUUUUCUGUAUCUAUAGCAAAGAAACAAACAAAUAAUGGUUUGUCUUGAAUGUCGUGCAUGAUUUGAAUGUCUAAUACGAACAGUUUACUGUGGAAUGUGUGGUGGAUUUCACAACUGUGAUUCUAUCAAGAUUAAACAUUUGUGGCAAAUUGCCAAUAUUGAUUUCAUAAGAAUGUUAAGUGUAAUUUACUUUCAUCAAUAAUGUUAAAUUAUGUUAAACUACUCAGAUUUGACAUUAAGUGUAUUUAAUUUUUAUCAUUUUGAGAGAAUAUUGUACCUAUUGCUAGGUAGGUGAUAUACUCCAAAGAGAAGAUAAUAUAUAAUUACAUAUUUUAUUUGAAGAAACUGAGAAAAAGCUAUAUCUCGCUCUGUUUGAGAAUAUAGGAUAUUCUGGUGCUUUAUUAGGCAAAAAACAAAACUUGAAUUUUAAAACUGUUAGCUGAAAUGUUUGUUUUUGAAAAUACUUUGCAGCAUCUCUGUGUAAGCCAGGUACUAUAGAAGGUUGUUUCACUUGUUUGCAAAUAAAAAGGGAAGACGUGUUGACCAUGAAUAUCA
Molecule: messenger RNA, 3744 nt
Organism: Oncorhynchus keta (chum salmon)
Lineage: Eukaryota; Metazoa; Chordata; Actinopteri; Salmoniformes; Salmonidae
Product: 5'-AMP-activated protein kinase subunit beta-2-like
Exons: 8
Coding region: 174-968 (264 amino acids)
Biological process (GO): signal transduction
Cellular component (GO): nucleotide-activated protein kinase complex; cytoplasm; nucleus
Molecular function (GO): protein kinase binding
Source: RefSeq, a predicted model, not a curated record